Ogataea philodendri is the source of this 750-nucleotide messenger RNA. RefSeq lists its product as uncharacterized. The record is from RefSeq and is a predicted model, not a curated record. The coding region runs from base 1 to 750 and encodes 249 amino acids. The transcript has 2 exons. NCBI's taxonomy places the organism in Eukaryota, Fungi, Ascomycota, Pichiomycetes, Pichiales, Pichiaceae.
AUGCUGGGCUCCAUUAGGAGCACCCCGUUUGCUGCCCUUGGAGUCGACCUGUCUGGAGUAGAAGAACAGCGGACAGAUGACGGUGAUACGUUUGGCAGAAGCCAUUUUGCAGGCGGAAAUCAUGAUGAGCAGUUCCAUAAACAAAUCGUUCACGUGGCCUGCUCCUGUCUGGAUGAUAAAGACGUCCUUGUCUCUAACGGAGUCGCCGUACUGGACAGACGUUUCGCCGUUGGCAAACUUUCUGAGCUCGACCUUUCCCGGAGGAAGGCCGAGCCGUACUCGGAGGGAAAACCGGUGCAUGGUUAUUGGUCACACGUUGCUGGCGGCGACGACGGAAUUGAGUUGCUCGUCGAACAGGUGGCAACGGAUGGGCAUUUCGAGCUCGUAGAAGGGGUUUUUCAGCACGUAGUCGCAGUAGUACUGGUAGAUCUUGUCGUACAUGAGGGCGAACCGUGUUUCGUCCACGUCGCGGGAGACAAACAGGAUGAUUUUCACGCCGGUGACGGUCUGGUUGAUGAAGAUUUUGAACUGGGCGGUGGCGAUUUCGCGCAGGCCGGUGCGGUUGGAGUUGGCGAGCAAUUUCGAGCGCUCGUGGUUGUGAACCGCAUCGGGAGGAGUGAUCUUGGAGGCGAUUGCGUGCACCCCGUGCAACGAACUGGCUAUCACGAGAUAAUCGUUGGACUUCUGGCGCGUGAUCGGCGAAUUCACUGUCUUGAAGUCCUUUUGAUAAAGCAAAGAGCCCGACCGUGA